AUGAAUUUCCCAAAUAUUUCUAAGAAGAUGGUCUCAGGACCAUUGCCAAGUGAUAAAUAUAAUGUAACAGAUAAUAAGGGAGAGACAAACCAUAUUACGGGUAAUUUUGACCCAACUGCCUUAGAAAGGGGAGCAAAGGCAUUAAAAGAAUUGGAUCAAUCAUCAAAUUCUAAAAAAGCAUUUGAAGUAAUAAAAUUACAAGAAUUAACAAAACAGAAAGAAUUUGAAAAGCAAAUGGAAGAAAUAGCCUUACAAAAGGCUCAAUAUUUAAGUAAUAAAGCAAGAAUAGAAAAUGAGGAAAGGAGAAAAACGAUAAAUUAUCAGCAAGAGCAAGAAAGAAUAACAGCUGAAUAUAAAACAAGAUUAGAAGCUGAAGCAUAUCAAAAAAAAUUGUUAGAUCAACAAAAACAAAAUGAAGAUUGGUUAAAAACCCAACAUGAACAAUAUUUAAGACAAGAAAAUAUUCGAAAAAGAAAUGAACUAGAAUUAUUAAAUUUAAAAAUGAAACAAAUAAAAGAAGAAAAAAUGUUAGAAAGAGAAAAUAUGAAAGCAAAAAUUCAUGAAGAAAAUAAAGGAUUAAUAGAAAGAGAAAGAAAAAAUUUAGAUAUACAUCUAAAAACAUUAAAAAUGAAAGCAGAUGAAGAAAGAAAAACAAAAUUAGAAAGCAUAAAUAAAUAUUUUGAACAAUUUAAUAAUUCAAUGCUUUUAUUUUUAAGUGAUAAAGAAAGGCUUUAUAGAUUUGCCUCGUUUAUUACUUUAACAGCUGUAGGAAUAUAUACUACUAAGCAUACAACUAGAUUUAUUAGAUCAUACGCUGAAACAAAAUUAGGGAAACCAAAAUUAAUUAGAGAAACAUCUUUGUGGCAUAUAAAUAAAUUUUUCGAUAUAUUCAAUAUAAAAAAAAACAUACAUCGUAUUAAUAAAAUAUUUCAAAGAGUUAAUCCUACUUCGAAAAAGGGAAGUGGAAAUAUAUUCGACCAAAUUGUUCUUAAUGAACAAUUACAAGAAAAAUUAACUUGGUCUAUUAAUAGUAUGCAAAAUUCAAAAAGAUAUGAUCUUUAUUUGAAAAAUAUACUAUUACAUGGCCCACCAGGAACUGGUAAAACCCUUUUUGCAAAAACUUUAUCAUAUUAUAGUAAUUUUGACUAUAUAAUAAUAAAUGGGGGUGAUGUUAGCGCAUUAGGAGUCCAUGCACCUGUGGAAUUAAAUAAAAUUUUUGAAUUUGUAAAAAAAAGGAAAAAUAAAAAAUGUAUAAUUUUUAUUGACGAAGCAGAAGCAUUUUUAAGAAAAGGAAGAAAUGAAUCAUCAAAUCAUUUUUCAGAAAGUUUAAGAAAUGCAUUAGCAGCUUUUUUAUAUCAUACAGGAACAGAAUCAAAAAAUUUCUCCAUAAUUUUAGCUACUAACUGCAAGGACGUAUUAGAUGCAGCAGUAAUUGAUAGAAUUGAUGAACAAUAUAAUUUUGAUAUACCCCAAGUUAAUGAAAUUAAAAGAAUGGUUUCAGUAUAUUUUAAUAAAUAUGUUUUCCCACUAAGAAAAUAUAAAAUCAUAAUUGACAAAGACAUUGAUGAUCAAUAUUUAAGUGAUCUAUCUAGUAAACUUGUAGGUCUAUCAGGACGACAAAUAUCAAAGCUUUGUUUUAAUAUACAAAGUUGUGUUUUUGGUAGCAAUUCAAAAGUUGUCACAAAAGAACUAAUUGACUUAAUUGUUCAAUGGAAUCUAAGUAAUUCUUUUGAUUCGGUUGAUCAACGUAAAAAGCAACAAAUGCAUUCAAAACAAAAUGAAAAUAAUUUUAUGUUUAAUUCGGCUCAUAAUACUAAUGAAAAUGGUGAUGAUAAUAAUAAAGGUGCUGAUAAACGAGAUACCCCGAAAAAUAACAAAAUCACUGAAAAUAAAGGUAAUUCUCAUAGUGCAGCCUAUUCGAAGGAAAAGAAAAUGGCUAUGAACAGUUAG
Molecule: messenger RNA, 1950 nt
Organism: Plasmodium vinckei vinckei
Lineage: Eukaryota; Apicomplexa; Aconoidasida; Haemosporida; Plasmodiidae
Product: AAA family ATPase, putative
Exons: 1
Coding region: 1-1950 (649 amino acids)
Biological process (GO): mitochondrion organization
Cellular component (GO): mitochondrion
Molecular function (GO): ATP binding; ATP hydrolysis activity; zinc ion binding
Source: RefSeq, a predicted model, not a curated record